Molecule: messenger RNA, 1242 nt
Organism: Arachis duranensis
Lineage: Eukaryota; Viridiplantae; Streptophyta; Magnoliopsida; Fabales; Fabaceae
Product: tRNA-specific adenosine deaminase TAD2
Exons: 7
Coding region: 363-947 (194 amino acids)
Biological process (GO): tRNA wobble adenosine to inosine editing
Molecular function (GO): tRNA-specific adenosine-34 deaminase activity; zinc ion binding
Source: RefSeq, a predicted model, not a curated record
AUAACCCAACCCGACCCGGAAUUGGAGAUACUUCUUCCCCAACACUGCCUGCUGCAACUGCGUUCCAUUCCAUGGCUAAAAACACCCAAAAUUCGACACUUCAAUGUUGCCUCCCCAUGCAAAGAAGUUGCUGUUCCCGCACCUCACCGUGUAACGCCCUUUUGAAACUUGAAACCCGUCGCUGCACUGUGGAAGUUGAAGGCUUGAUCGAGAGAGAGAAACUGAAGGAGGAUUAAAAUGGGUUUGACCCAUUCUUUGUUUAUUGGGCCGUGGGCCAGUUGACCCAAAAAGUGUUCUCUUUACAAACUCCACCGACAGAACCCCCUGGUGUUGGUCGUAGCAGCCACCGCCACCAGCAGAAGAUGAAUGAUUCGUGUUCGGAGACCGUUAGAUUGAUGAAGCUUGCAAUAGAUCAGGCAAACUUAGCUAUGGAUGCCCUUGAAGUACCCGUUGGCUGUGUGAUUGUUCAUGACGGGAAGGUUAUAUCCUCCGGCAGGAACCGAACCACUGAGACUAGAAAUGCUACUAGACAUGCAGAAAUGGAAGCAGUGGACGUGCUUUUAGAGCAGUGGCAGAAAAAUGGAUUAUCAAUGUCUGAGGUUGCUGAAAAGUUCUCAAACUGCACCCUUUAUGUUACCUGUGAACCAUGCAUAAUGUGUGCUUCUGCUUUGUCCAUUUUAGGUAUAAAGGAAGUGUUUUAUGGGUGCUCAAAUGAUAAAUUUGGAGGUUGUGGAUCAAUAUUGUCAUUGCAUCAAAAUAGCACUGACUCACCCAACAAUGAAGUUCCACUGGGAAAAGGGUUUAAAUGUACUGGAGGUAUAAUGGCAUCAGAAGCGGUGCUUCUCCUGCGAACAUUCUAUGAACAGGGAAAUCCAAAUGCUCCGAAGCCCCAUAGGCCUGUAGCAGUAGCUUCUGACAAGAAUGAACUUGAACUUGUACAUCAAUAGUUCUGUCCAGUUAGUUGCUGAUAUGGUUGAAGCUGUCUUUCAAUGUCCAGCACAAGAAGAAUGCUUAAGGCUGACCAAUUAGAAGAAUGUGAGGGAUUUGGAAUAUAAUGCUGUUCAUCCAUUCAAUUCAAUGAGAAAGGCUUUGUUUUAGUUUGUCAUUGAUGUAUGAUUAUAGAAUACUUGAUUUUGAAAAAAAAAAAGGAAAGAUUUCAUCUGAUUUUAUCUUGAUAAAUGACCCUUAUCACUGCUAUAUAUUGAAAUGAAUGAUGUAAUUACAGAUUUUCUGGGUACCAAA